Messenger RNA from Zasmidium cellare ATCC 36951, 693 nucleotides. RefSeq lists its product as uncharacterized. Bases 1 to 693 code for a protein of 230 amino acids. The transcript has 4 exons. NCBI's taxonomy places the organism in Eukaryota, Fungi, Ascomycota, Dothideomycetes, Mycosphaerellales, Mycosphaerellaceae. The record is from RefSeq and is a predicted model, not a curated record.
AUGUACGACAACAUCUGGUUGAAGCGUGUCUGGAUCCCCUUCUGGGUCAUCCAGUUGCUUUUCUCCAUCAUCCUGCUCGCCUCCAUUGGCCUUGGCUUUGGUCUCCUGCGCGACAACAGGGACGACAUCUCGGACGACUUGUCAGAUGCGGGCUACGACUCCAGCGAUGUCAACCACGCCUGGUCGGCGGUCAGCGCCAUCCUCGCCGUCUGGAUAGCUGUGUGUGCCGUCACCAUCAUUUUCGACAUCGUUGAGAUCUUUUUGCUCGCGCGGAAGAGGCUGAGCCCCGUCGUGGCCGUGGUGCUCAACAGUCUGACGACGCUCGUGUGGCUCGUCUUGAUCAUCAUAGCCUGCAUCGGCGCUGUCAACAGCGGCACUGGACUUGGCAUCAUUUGGCUCGCCGUCAUCUUCGCGACCUGUCUGGGCAAGCUCAUCUACUGUUCGGUCGUCUUGCACAGAUUCCGCAAGACGCGAAGCCGUGGUGCUUACACGCCGGCCCAGGCAGAAUCUGGGUUAGAUCCUGGCUACACUGCAUACAACCCAGCAGGCCCUCCGCCAAAUCCGUUCCGCGACCCUUCGCGAGACCCUUCGCCAGCGCCGACUCCUAACCAAGGCGCUGCAACAGAGUAUUACGGUGGUGCACCCGCUUUCGAGAUGCAGCAACAGCAGCCGCAGCAGCGGUACUACUCAUGA